This is a messenger RNA of Drepanopeziza brunnea f. sp. 'multigermtubi' MB_m1, 501 nucleotides long. RefSeq lists its product as uncharacterized. Gene Ontology annotation, cellular component: endoplasmic reticulum; cytosol. NCBI's taxonomy places the organism in Eukaryota, Fungi, Ascomycota, Leotiomycetes, Helotiales, Drepanopezizaceae. The record is from RefSeq and is a predicted model, not a curated record.
AUGGCGUCGUCAACAGCCCAACGCCGUCUCCUCCAGGAGUACCGCGCCCUGACCAACAACCCCCCCGAAGGCAUCACUGCCGGCCCCGUCUCCGAAGACGACCUGCUCUUCUGGGAAGCACUGAUCCAAGGACCAGAGGGCACUCCCUUCGAAGGCGGCGUCUUUCCCGCCGAGCUAAAGUUCCCAAGCGACUAUCCGCUGGCGCCGCCGAGCAUGCGCUUCCUGGGAGAGGUGUGGCAUCCGAAUGUCUACCCCAGCGGCCUCGUUUGCAUCAGCAUCCUUCACCCACCCGGAGACGACCCCAACCACUACGAGCACGCCUCCGAGCGCUGGUCACCCAUCCAGAGCGUCGAGAAGAUCCUGAUCUCCGUCAUGAGCAUGCUCGCUGAGCCGAACGAUGAGAGUCCCGCCAAUGUCGAAGCGGCGAAGAUGUGGAGGGAGCAGAGACCGGAGUACGAAAAGCGAGUUAGGGAUGGCUGCAGACGAAUGCUGGGGCUCUGA